Molecule: messenger RNA, 1281 nt
Organism: Catharus ustulatus (Swainson's thrush)
Lineage: Eukaryota; Metazoa; Chordata; Aves; Passeriformes; Turdidae
Exons: 6
Coding region: 208-849 (213 amino acids)
Source: RefSeq, a predicted model, not a curated record
AAUGCACAAAUAUUUGUCACUUACAGGAAGACACAUAGCAUGAAAAUAAUUUUUAAAACCAUUUUUAAAAGCAAAGGUUGCUAUCAGCAAAAUGUAGUUAACAAUAUGAUGAUCUUUCAACAAUUACUCCCAAAAAGCCACCAACUUCUAAUUAUUCUCUCUUUAUUCUCUCCCAGUGGGAAGCCCUGAAGAACAUUCAGCUGUUUGAUGGGGAUGGCAUUUCAGAAGCACUCUGUCAGCCUGGGGCAGCUUCAGGGCUGGGAAUGUGUCGCUCUCUUGAGGCAUUGCUCAGUUUCUAUCUGCUGUAAGGCUCUGUAUGUAGCUGCUCCUUCUGGAGAGAGCAGUGCCACAGCACCGAGGGCUUUGGCACCUUCACUGCACAACAGACGAGAACAUCAUCGAUCUCUCCCUGAGAAAAGCUCACUGCCUGUUUCUGGAGCUCUGCAGGUCCUGUUGGUGACUGCACCCAUAAGCAGAACCCAGUCUCUGUUGUGGUCUCAGCACCUAAAUGGAAUGGACACCCUGACUGUGAAGUGUCGCUGCAGCAAGGCAACUCUGCAGGAAUUACUGGAGACUAACAGGAUCACACUCAGCACCUGUUACAGAAAACUCCUGCCUGAUGUGAACACAAAUGUGUUUCUCUACUGCAUGAGUUCCACCUUAGUCCCGCUCUUCCCCAUGGAUUGUCUCCCACCUGGAGCUUUUCAGAGGAACGAGGGACAUCUAGUGGCUCCACAGAAAAUAGCAAAGGAAGAUGUUCUGCCCCAAAAGAUUGAAUCCAGUCAGAGCUCCAAAAAGGCCAGGCCUUUACCUUCAACACCUAUGACCAUCUCUGCUCUCCCAUGGUGACAAAGGGAAGCUUUGAGAGAUGUCUGUAACUUCAAGAUUUCUGAACGGAAAGAUCUUCCUUGGAAACUACUUUGAAAAGAGCUGGCAAAGUUCCUGGUUUUCUACCAGAUGCUGUAUGUUAACGUAAGGAAACCUCCCAUCCUCAUAUAUGUACAGAGGAACAUGAGUUACACUUCAUGCGGACUUCAAACCCUUGAACAGGAUGCCCAGGGAGACUGGAAUGUCCACCCUUGGAGAUAUUCACAACUAUAAACAAGUCAGGAUACUGCCAAGGAAUGGAUACACGUGGGUCCCUGUUGCUCACACAGACCCAGCUGUGGCUGCAGACCCAGCUGUGCUGGCGCUGGGUACAUUUGCCUCGACAGAGCUCUGACACAGGCAGCAGCAAGCAUUGCUCUGAGGUGGCUCGGUUGUAGCAGGUCUCUUAGGCUA